This is a messenger RNA of Phyllotreta striolata, 2148 nucleotides long. NCBI's taxonomy places the organism in Eukaryota, Metazoa, Arthropoda, Insecta, Coleoptera, Chrysomelidae. The record is from the annotation of a GenBank genome assembly.
GCCAGUACAUAUUAUGUAGAUAUUUAUUCCUAGAUACCGCAGAAAGUGUAGAGUCUCAAUGUGAAAAAUGUUAACUUUAGUAGUGAUAUUAAUUUCCUUAUUCCUUAUUGCGGCAUUUUUAAACGUUUAUCUCUCUAAAGCUGCCUUCUUGGACAUCAAAAGCAAUGUGUGUUUGGUGAACAGAACUGCUUUGGUAACUGGAGGAAGCGCCGGUAUUGGAUACCAAUUUGUUCUCAAAUUGGCCGCAAGAGGAUGCAGAGUGAUAAUAGCCGAUAUAGUGGUGAACGAGGGAAUAAAGGAAUCGAUUAUAAAAGAAACUCACAAUUCAAAUAUUGUUUUGCAUUAUGUAGACUUUAGUUCAUUUGCAUCGGUAAGAAAAUUAGCUGAUGAAUUGAAGAGAACUGAAGAAAAAAUCGAUAUAUUAGUGAAUAAUGCUGGUAUCGGAUUGUGCACUGAUAAACUCACAGAAGAUGGUUUGAAUUUAACUAUGCAAGUUAAUUAUUACAGUCAUUUCUUAAUAACGCAUUUAUUAAUUGAUCUAAUUAAAAAAUCGGACUACAAGAGAAUCCUUUUCACAUCAUCGUUGCUCUGUUACUCUCACUUGCUCUAUUCGGGUAAUGUGACGUCGCAGGAAAUAAAAAAUCUGCCUUACUAUUUACGAUUGUUUGAUUACUCUGCGACAAAAUUUUUGGCGGUAGUCGCCGCAAAAAUGUUUGCUAAAAAAUUGAGCAAAUGGAAUAUCAUGUGCAAUGCCUAUCACCCUGGAGCUGCUAAAACUGCAAUUUGGCUUAAUACGGAAGAUAUAAUAAAAGAUCUAAUAAAAAAAUCGGACCACAAGAGAGUCGUUUUCACAUCAUCCAUGCUCAGUUACUCUCACUUGCUCUAUUCGGGCAACGUAACAUCGAAGGAAAUAAAAAAUUUGCCGUCCUGUUUGCGAUUCAUGGAUUACUCUACGACAAAAUUUUUGGCGGUCGUCGCCGCGAAAAUGUUCGCAAAAAAAUUGAGCAAAUGGAAUAUCAUUUGCAAUGCCUAUCACCCCGGUGUUGCUAAAACUGGAAUUUGGCAGAAAGCGGAAGAAGUAGUCACAUCAGGUUUUCCCAAAAGCAUUCAAUCAGUUGAUGCGGUAAAAGCUUGUACCACUGGUGUAGAAUUAGCAAUUUCGGAUAAAUUCAAGAACACGACGGGUCAAUUUUACGGUUUGGGAUUCCAGAUAGCUCUGAAAUUAUCCUCGAGAGGAUGUCGAGUCCUGAUAGCCGAUAAAUUGGUGAAUCCGGAGAUUAAAAACGCGAUAAUCGACGCAACAGGCAAUCCCGACGUCAUUUUGCAUCAAGUCGAUUUCGGAUCGUUCAAAAGCGUAAGAGAAUUGGUCAAGGUUCUAAAGAAAUCAGAAAGCAAAUUAGACAUUCUAAUUAAUAACGUCGGCAUCGGCAUUUGCAGCGAAAAACCCACCGAAGACGGCUUGAACUUGACUAUGCAAGUUAAUUAUUACAGCCCGUUUUUGUUGACGCAUUUACUUGUAGAUCUCCUAAAAAAAUCACAUCAAGGACGAGUACUUUUCACCGCCUCCAUAGCAUCCUACCUGCACAUACUACAUCAAGGAUCCAUAACAAGCAGCACCAUCAGGAACCCACCGUCCUUUUUCCGAGUGUUCGAUUAUCCGAACUCGAAAUUUUGCGAUGUGGUGGCUGCUAAAAUGUUCGCUAGAAAAUUGAAACGCUGGAAUAUCACAUCAAACGUGUACCAUCCAGGCCUGGCAAACACUUCAAUGUGGUCCACAUCGCAAAGCCAAAUGCACGGUAUUUUUGGAACAAUCACUUCUUAUAUUGCCUUGACGCCUAUUCAUGCAUUAUUUGGAAUUGAUGCGGACAGGGCUUGUCAAGCAGCCGUUGAGUUAUCUAUAUCUAAGGAAUUUAGCUAUGUGAGUGGAAUAUUCUUCGGAAAAUACUUCCCAAAUUUCGUUCCUCGAGCCACUGAUGACGAGGAAUUGUGCAGCAAAAUCUGGCAAGCCACCGAAAACAUCGUUAAACUUAAACCAGAAGAGAAACUGCAAUAGGUUUAAAUGCUCUCUUUAUGUUACUGUUAUUCGACAAUAAAAUAAUAUCCAACCACUUUGUUGCUCGAGUUCUUGAACCCUCUGCUGCGACGCCA